Molecule: messenger RNA, 3731 nt
Organism: Carlito syrichta (Philippine tarsier)
Lineage: Eukaryota; Metazoa; Chordata; Mammalia; Primates; Tarsiidae
Gene: ZNF782
Product: zinc finger protein 782
Exons: 3
Coding region: 67-2082 (671 amino acids)
Biological process (GO): central nervous system development; regulation of transcription by RNA polymerase II
Cellular component (GO): nucleus
Molecular function (GO): DNA-binding transcription factor activity, RNA polymerase II-specific; RNA polymerase II cis-regulatory region sequence-specific DNA binding
Source: RefSeq, a predicted model, not a curated record
CCGUUGCAGGCGCCCGUGUCGUUCGAGGACGUGACCGUGGAGCUCACCCCGGAGGAGUGGCGGCGGAUGGGCCCCGGGGGCCGGAGCCUGUACCGGGACGUGACGCUGGAGACCUUCGGCCACCUCGUCGCAGUGGGCUACUGCUUUACGAAACCAAAAUUGAUCUUCACAUUGGAACAAGGAGAAGACCCAUGGUCGUUGCAAAAAGAAAAAGAACUUCUAAGCAGGCAUUCCCCAGAAGUCUCCCAACCUGAUGACAUCUCAGAGAAGAGCCCAGAAAACCAAGGCAAACAUUUGUGGCAAGUUUUAUUCACCAAUAAAUCAUUGACAACACAGCAAGAAAUUUCAGGAAAACUGUAUAAUCUGGACAUAAGCAUUUUUCCUGCAAGAAUGAUACCCUGUGAAUGUGACACUGCUUACAUGGGUCACAGUCCAUUGGCACCACACUGCCAGCAUUCAAAAGAAAAGGCUCAUGAGUGCAAUGUAUGUGAAAAAUGGCUCCUCAAUAUGAAUGACAGAACUAAUACUCAAGAGAAAUAUUUUGUUUACAGUAAAGAUGUGAAGGCACUCAGUCAUAAGGAGGAAGUUAUUCAACACCAGACAGUUCAGACUUUGGGACGAGCUUUUGAAUGUAAUGAAAGUAGAAAAGCUUUCCAUCAAAAGGCUGCCCUCGUAUCUAAGAGUGCCCAUCCAAAUGUGAAGUCUUACAAAGUCAAUAAAUUUGGGGAAAACCAAAAUGGUAAAUCACCCUUUAUUGUGUCUCAGAACAUCCAUCCAGAGAAGCAGAGUCACUAUGAGUUUAAUGAAAAUGAAAAUUGUUUCAGUAGGAUCACUCAAAAAACUGACACAGGAGGGAAAUCUUUCAGCCAAAAAUCACACAUUAGGGAACAUCAGAGAAUUCAUGUAGGGGUGAAACCCUUAGAAUAUGGAAAAAUUUUCAGCCACAAUUCAGUCCUCCCAGUGCCUCAUAGAACUCACGCAACAAAUAAAUCUUCUGAUCAUAACACAUGUACAGAGACAUUUAGCUACCAGUCAACUUUCUGCGUACAUCAGAGAACCCACGUAAGGGUAAAACCCCAUGAGUGUAAUGAGUGUGGAAAAUCCUGCGCUAUGAACUCACAUUUGAUUCAGCCUCAGAAAAGUCACACUGGGGAGAAACCCUAUGAAUGUCAUGAAUGUGGGAAAGCUUUUAGUGAGAAGUCACGCCUAAGAAAACAUCAGAGAACUCACACAGGAGAGAAACCAUAUAAAUGUGAUGGAUGUGAGAAAGCUUUCAGUGCAAAGUCAGGCCUAAGAAUACAUCAGAGAACCCACACAGGGGAGAAACCCUUUGAAUGCAAUGAAUGUGGGAAGUCUUUCAACUAUAAGUCAAUCCUCAUAGUGCAUCAGAGAACACACACAGGGGAGAAACCCUUUGAAUGUAAUGAAUGUGGGAAAUCUUUCAGUCAUAUGUCAGGCCUAAGAAAUCAUCGGAGAACUCACACGGGCGAAAGACCAUAUAAGUGUGGUGAAUGUGGGAAAGCUUUCAAACUGAAAUCAGGCCUGAGAAAACAUCAUAGAACACAUACAGGGGAGAAGCCCUACAAGUGUCAUCAGUGUGGAAAAGCUUUUGGUCAGAAAUCACAACUCAGAGGACAUCAUAGAAUUCACACAGGGGAGAAACCCUAUAAAUGUAAUCAUUGUGGGGAAGCUUUCAGUCAGAAGUCAAACCUCAGAGUUCAUCACAGAACUCAUACUGGGGAGAGACCUUAUAAAUGUGAUGAGUGUGGAAAAACUUUCAGACAGAAAUCAAAUCUCCGAGGGCAUCAGAGAACUCACACCGGGGAGAAGCCCUAUGAAUGUAAUGAAUGUGGAAAAGCCUUCAGUGAGAAGUCAGUCCUAAGAAAACAUCAGCGAACUCACACAGGGGAGAAACCCUAUAAUUGUAAUCAGUGUGGGGAAGCUUUCAGUCAGAAAUCAAACCUCAGAGUACACCAGAGAACUCAUACAGGGGAGAAACCCUAUAAAUGUAAUAAAUGUGGGAAAACUUUCAGUCAGAAAUCAAGCCUCAGAGAACAUCAGAAAGCUCACCCGGGGGAUUAAAGAAUGUGAGAAAACUUGGAACUGGAAAUCAAACCUCACAACAUGUGGAAACACACAAGAGAGAACUAUGAAUGUAGUGAACACUGGAGCUUUCCUCUGCAUAACUUCAGCCUUCAUCCGACACCAAAGGACCUACUCAGGAGAGAAAUUCUUAAAAUACAUUGUAUAUGGACAGUCUUUCAGCCAGAGUGCAGUCCUUAUGGGUAUCAGAGAUCUCACCCAACAAAGAAACCCUAUGAAGAUAGUGAAUGUGGGAAAUGCUCUGUGAACUUAGUGCUUCAGAAAAGUUCUGAGGAUAAUAAAAACGUGAAAAUUUGUCAGCAUUCAGAACUCAUCCAUCAUCAGAGACAUCACAUAAUGAGAAAACCUAGAAUGUAAUAAAUGUGUGGCCAGCUUUCUCAGUGUAGCAGAAAAUACACAGAAGGUAGAGAGACUUCAUACUCCAUCAAAACAGACAGGAAAUGAAGGUGGUGGAUGUGGGAAAUCCUACCAUAAGUCAGCCCUCAGUGUAACUUAGAGGCAAUCCCUACGUGUCACAUGACUAUGAGACAGUUCACCAAUAGUCAUUUUCCCUUUCCCCUCAUUUCACAAACAGCCUAAAUUUCUCAACCACUCUGUCAUCUAAAUGGGGUCAUGUUGGUAACCUCUAGUUAGUGGAAUCUGGAGGCCAGUGACAAGUCUCAUUAAAUACAUCACUCAAAUUCUCAGUAUUGUCUUCUGGCCCUCAUCAGAAUGGAAUGGAAGGAAACCUUGGGUCUCAGACACUGACAAAGGAAGAGGGUAAGCUGACAGGAACAGAGGUCAAAGAAUGACCCUGUGGAAUGAAGUAUUCUCCACUUACACAGUUGGACUUUUUGCAGCAGGGAAAUGAACUUCUUGCAGAACUUCGCUUGCGUAUACUUGAUACUGACAUGCUCACGAACCCUCAGACAAUAAAACCUGUGGAUAUGGUUUUUGAAGACAUCUGAACUCAGUGUACGUCAGAAAAGUCACACAGGAGAAACCUCUGACAGUAACCUGAAUGACCAUAGCUUUUAUUCCUCAUCAGUCGGGUAAUAUAAGGGAAAGAAAUCAAACAUUUUAACACAUGUAGGAAAUUCUUCACCGAAGAAAAAAAAUCUCAAUAAAUGAUAAUUGAGUUUUAAAUAUGUGAAAGUUUUCAACAAAUUAUCACACUUUAUUAUCAAAGUUGUAUACAAAGGGAAAACCUGUCCACUUGAGAAAGGUAAGUAACAGCCUUUACCUAGGUAUUUUUAUAUCAGAACUAUUGUUUCAUGUCAUUUCAAAAUCUUUAAUGACAUAGGACAAUAUUGAUUAAUAGACACUAAAAUAAGCUUUAAAAGAACAAGAAAUAAAUUGCAUAAACAGGACAGCAGCAUUGAAAGUAUGUGAAUGUUUUUGAAGUUGUUUGCCUAUGUGGAUACAAAUGUGUGCUUGUCACUUAGUGGUAUUUGUUCUAUAUGAUGUGUAUUGAAACUCAACAUCAUUGUAACAGGAUAUGUACCCUUUUUUAGUAACUAUUCUGACAUCAGCUACAAUUUGCCACACAUAUAUUAAUUAUAAAUAAAUCUGCUACAAAAAAUACCUAAAAGUUCAGAGUGCCAUACCGCAUUCCCUGCUGUCUUCUGACGUGUGUAUAUGGAAAAGGC